AUGCGCAAUGUUUCUUCCCUCGGGGAUAGUCACUCCUUCAGUACCGAGAAGGAAAACAACCACUCGAAGCGGGACGGGUUUAACGUAGGAAAUGCAGCGCCAUGCUCAUCAAGGGAGUGUAAUGGUAGAGAAACGGCACCGGAGAUUGUCCGUAAUACCGCGAGGAGCACCGAACAUCCGUUUAGCAGCGACGCGAAGCCGCUACCGUCCUCGGGGCUGGUUGGGGCCGCUGUGGGGCAUCAUGGGGGAGGGGUUCACUUACCUGGUUUUGGUGGUAUCGGUCCCUGGUCACCACGCCCUGGAAGUGGCUAUGCAAUGAAAUAUGACCAUCAUUCUCCCAACACUCACUGCAACACUGGACGUGGGUUGCAGGUUGUCACACAUCCUGCCAACUCCCGUUCUGCAUCAGUGGUAGGAUCAAUGGAGGAGGAAGUGCCUCGUGUUUCGAACCAAACCACCACGAAUCCCACAAGGGGAGUGUCGCUGCGCUGCUGGGUGCUGUUCCCCCUGAUUGUUAUCAUGACUUGUGUGUACGCUAUCUCUAUAGCACUUGCAAUCGCCCCAUGGGCGCGGGCCUCUGUGGCGGUGAUGGGGUCCCUGCAUGAUGUUGUCGAAGUCAACUAUGUCACCCUUUCGGGGUUCACUCCCUUCCUGCGUAUGACACGAAUGGCGAAGGGGAUAGGGAGCAUGUAUUUCUCGAACAAUACUUUUUCGAAUCCCGUAAUGGAUCAUGCAAUGCCAUUAAAGGAUGGAAUGGUCUCUAGCCUGUGCGUUACUCUUCGUGACGUAGAUAAAAGGCGCAUGAUAGCAUCUAUCGGUGCAUUCUCGUUGACGAAGAAACAAGCCGCCCUGUGUAUCGCCUCAAAGAGUAAUCCUGGCCAGUAUUAUGGUCACGUGAGUGAGGGAGGGAUAAUGAAAGACUUCUACUAUAUGGACCCUGUAACGAUGGAGUACCAGCAGCCACUGAAACGGUAUGAGUCCACUACCUCUGGAUUAACGAUUACUGAAUACACGGAACGCUUUCACUUUGAUUCCGUUGUGCGGAUAUGGAACGAGUCAGUGCGAGAAGGUCGAGAGAUGAAACCGUCUGAGUACUGGGUUCGCCCGCGGUUCCCACCCACUUAUGCAGCGUACGUCUAUCCUUUCUUCGAGAGAGAGGACGAUGGAACAGUUGGUGUAGGGUACAUUUACGUGGGAAUGCACACAGGAAAAAUUAGUGUGAGGUGGCACAAGGCGUCUGACAGCGGUGUCCGCGUCAUGCUUGUGGAUCCCAACAACGAAAGCGGCCAAUUCUACGUGUUUGCGAACAACUGGGGCCAACCGCUUGCGAAUGUGAGCGAUGAGUGGAAAUCCGCUUUCAUGGGUGAACCAAUACGGUUCCUAAGCCCUGACGACGUCUCUGACCCGCUGAUGAGCAAAGCUAUCCGAUACCUCGACUUGCAAGAGGCCGCGCGAGGCAAGAACCAGAGGUCGUGGUUCAUGUACGGCGGGUUGGCUGCGGUGGCCAGUGCACAUCACAUUGUCACUGACAGCGGGGUUGAAAUGGUUGUUGUUGUUGUCACGAACCCCAGCUAUUACCUGGGCCCGAUUGCCACCUACGGGGGCAUUGCUGGCCUUUCUAGCUUUGUAAUGUACCUCAUUGUGAUAGCCGCUUGUUACUAUUUUGUGGAGCUUUGCCUUCACCGCCCGCUCCGAAGUACGGAGGAAAAGCUGAGGGCCGGGCUAGUCAAAUCUUCUGAUGAAGAGAAGCAAAAAGUGAUUGCACUGAGAGAGGUUUGUGAGCUCCACGGUGUGUGUAGUGUGCUCCGCCGACGCCUGAAUGCGGUGCGGACAUACAUGCCAGACCGUGCUUUUGAUUUAAGUGGUGCGGCAGCGAGCGUGUCAAGGAGCAAGGACGCAUGCGCAUCUGAUCCUGAGGCAGCCUCGUCACCACGUCGAUAUGGUGAGGAACUGAAGCCUGUCGCCUGCAGCGUCGCCUACGUUUACUAUACGCCCGGUAGAACGCGCAACCCCAGCGACGCCGUUGUGGAGCUGAUGAUGCAGAUAGUUGUCAGUGCUGCUGCAGCCUGCGGUGGGUGCUUCGAGGUGCAGCGCCCAGACUACUGCAUUGUGAGUUUUGGUGUGCAGUCGAUGGACCGCGAAUUCGCUGCUGAGGCGACGAGGGCCGUUGAGUUCGCGCGUCAAGUGGCCACGAAGCUGAUGGCGCGGAGCGAAGUUUCUGGUGCUUAUCGCGUGAUUGUGGAGUCCGGUGCAUUUCCGAGUGGCAUCGUUAGCGGAGGUGGACGAAGUCGCUAUGUGCUUCUGUGCCGCAAUAUCUACCGGCGGGUUGGUGAUGCCCUUCAAUCUGUGGGAGUCGCGGCAGCGGUCACAGAAGAGACAGCACUGCUGGUGCGUGGCCACUUCCGUUUGUUACCAUUUAGGUCUGUUUUUCUGGAAGGCGAAGACGGUGUUUGCGUAACGUUGUAUGAGGUACUUUCCGGGGAUGCUGGGCAGCCGACAUGGAAUGAGUUUGAGGGCCACUACAACGAGGCGUACGAUAUGAUGGUGCGUGGCAACUACGUCUCUGCACUACGAUUGCUGGACAAGGCCAUUUCCGUGGGGUCGGUGACCUUAUCGGGGGAAUCACCUUCGUUUAUGUCAUUGCAACCCCAACGUCUUCGUGAUGAGUGUGCUGCGCGUGUUGGGAGAAGAGACCGCACACCGUUUGUUAAUCAAUUACUUAUCGUCCCUGAUAGCCUGAACAGCAGCGCAACGAGCCUGAUAUCUUCGCCGCCGCUGCUGAGUGGUACUGGAAAAACCUCUGGUGGAAGCUCGUCACCGUGUGACGGUGGCUCCCCGCGGACUCCGUCGGUCUUCGUGGGGGAGAAUGCAGCUUCGACACUGAAUGGUGAGAUACCUCGUUUUCUCGAGGACUGUCAUGGGAACAGUUGGCAGCGCUCAAUCGACCCCAUUCAUGAGGGUGCCAACUCUGUAGGCGUAGCGUACAUGGGAAUGUCUGCCACUGGGGUACUUGCUUUGCUGAAGCUUUACCCUCUAACAGAACUUGGAGAACGCUUGACGCGUGAGGAAUUGGACGUUGCACUGGAUAAAGUGCUUCAGGUUGGGGAAAGUGUCAGCCUUGUGCAAUGCUUGUCGUAUUGUCAUGUCCCCCCUCACGGCGUCUUGCUUGUUUGGGAGUACGUCCCCGGUGGUACGCUUCGUGAUCUUAAAGUGCGAUAUGGCCGGAAGCUACCCGCCGCCACGGUGAAGCGGCACGUCACCUCUCUGUUGCGAGGACUCGCCUGUCUCCACGAGCGUGGCCUUGUUCAGGGUUGCCUGUGUCCUGAAACAGUUGUCACUUGUGUGGGGGGCCAUUGCCGAUUGACUGGGGUUCUGCUUGAUGCUGCACCUUUACUCAAGCAUCAAAUGACUUAUUGUGUCAGUCCAGAGGAAGCUCGUGGCAAACCCCAGUCGUGGAUGACAGAUAUGUAUGCCCUUGGGUUGCUUGUUAUAGAGAUGUUGAACGACGACUUCCCAUGGCGGUGGACAGCUAAUGCACAAAUCAGCCGGUCACGUAACGAGUUACUUGCGGUGCUUUCGGACCACGAGGCGCUAAUGGAGUCGCUGCGUGAAGGUCUUUUGGAACCUGUACCACCUCCAGAGGAUGCGGACCCGACAAUACAGUUAGUAGUUUCUUCGUGCCUCAGAAUCGACCCCGCACAGCGGAGGGAUGCGGUCUUCCUUCUUCAACGUGUUGGUGGCGUUGUUGCCGUUGAUGCAUGA
This is a messenger RNA of Trypanosoma brucei brucei TREU927, 3762 nucleotides long. Its product is annotated as protein kinase, putative. The record is from RefSeq and is a predicted model, not a curated record. Gene Ontology annotation, biological process: protein phosphorylation. Bases 1 to 3762 code for a protein of 1253 amino acids. Lineage: Eukaryota; Euglenozoa; Kinetoplastea; Trypanosomatida; Trypanosomatidae. Gene Ontology annotation, molecular function: protein serine/threonine kinase activity; ATP binding. The transcript has a single exon. Gene Ontology annotation, cellular component: cytoplasm.